AUGAUCAUCAUGAAUGUCGAACUAGACAAAAAAUGCAUCAACGAAAUUCGCAUGUUAUCGGCCGAAUUGCCUCUACAAGCUAAUAGUGGCCAUCAGGGAGCUCCUAUCGGUUGUGCACCUAUAGCCCAUAUUUUAUGGGCAUAUGUAAUGAAUUAUUACAAUGAAGAUACGAAAUGGAUUAACCGAGACAGGUUUGUUUUAUCGAAUGGACAUGCUAGUGCACUGUUAUAUACAAUGUUAUAUUUGACAGAACAAGGAUUAACUAUGGAAGACUUAAAAAAUUUUAGACAAUUAGAAAGUUUAACCCCAGGUCAUCCAGAAAGGCAUAUUACCAAAGGAGUAGAAGUAACAACAGGACCAUUAGGGCAAGGUGCAGCAAACGCAGUUGGAAUGGCAAUAUGUGCUCAUAAUUUAGCAGAAAAAUAUAACACAAAAGAACAUAAACUUUUUGAUAAUUAUGUUUAUGCUAUAUGUGGAGAUGGAUGUAUGCAAGAAGGCGUUUUUUGUGAAGCAGCUUCUCUUGCAGGUCAUCUAGGAUUAGGUAGACUAAUACUACUAUAUGAUGACAAUAAAAUAACAAUAGAUGGAAAUACAGAAUUAUCUUUUACGGAAGAUAUUCAAAAGAAAUUUGAAGCAUUAAAUUGGGAAGUUAAAAGAGUAAGUGAUGGAAAUACGGAUUUUCAAAAAAUUUUACAUCAAAUAGAAGAAUGUAAAAAAAAUUUAAAACAACCAUCUUUAAUCAUAGUUCAAACAACUUGUGGUUUUGGAACAAAAGUUGAAGGAACAUGUAAAUCUCAUGGUUUAGCAUUAAAAGAAGAAGAUAUAAAAAAUGCUAAGAAAUUUUUUGGUUUAGAUCCAGAAAAGAAAUUUUACAUCUCAGAUGAAGUAAAAAAAUUUUAUAAAAAUGUAAUAGAAAAGAAAAAAGAGAAUUAUAUGAAAUGGAAAAAAAUGUUUGAUGAUUUUACUUUAAAAUAUCCUGAAGUAGGUCAGGAAAUUUUAAGAAGAUUUCAAAAUGAAUUACCGUAUGGUUGGAAAGAAGUAUUACCUAAAUAUACAACUAUGGAUUCACCAGGUGCUACAAGAAAUUUGUCAGGUGUUGUUUUAAAUAGUUUAAAUAAAAUAUUACCUGAAUUAAUAGGAGGAAGUGCAGAUUUAUCAGAAUCGAACUGUACAUCAUUAAAAGAUGAAAAGGAUAUAACGAAAAAUUCUUUUGCAAAUAAAUAUAUUAGAUAUGGUGUAAGAGAACAUGGAAUGGUUGCAAUUACAAAUGGAAUAUAUUCAUAUGGAGGGUUCAAACCUUUUUGUGGUACUUUUCUUAACUUUUACACAUAUGCAUUUGGUGCUUUAAGAUUAUCAGCAUUGUCAAAUUAUCAUAUAUUAUGUAUUGCUACACAUGAUUCUGUUGAGUUAGGAGAAGAUGGACCUACACAUCAGCCUAUUGAAGUUUUAUCCUUACUUAGAUCAACCCCAAAUUUGAAUAUAAUUAGACCAGCAGAUGGAAACGAAGUAUCAGGUGCAUAUCUAAGUCAUUUUACAAAUUCUAUGGGUCCAACUGUUAUAGCAUUAUGUAGAAAUAAAGUACCACAUAUAAAAAACACAUCAGCAGAAAAUGUAUUAAAAGGUGCAUAUAUAUUAGAAGAUUUUGAUGAUUCAAAUGAUAAACAAAAAGUUAUCAUAAGUGGUUGUGGAUCUGAAUUACAGUUAUGUGUUGAUGCAAAAAAUAUUUUAACAAAUGAACACAAUUUAAAUGUUCGACUUGUUAGUUUUCCCUCUUGGACCUUGUUUCAAAAACAAACAGAAGAAUAUAAACACCAUGUUAUGAUGCAUAAUAAUCCUAAUAUAGUUAGGUUUUAUAUUGAACCAGCAUCUACUCAUGGGUUCGAUACUUAUUUUAACGUCUACAUAGGUAUUAAUCAGUUUGGCUAUUCAGCACCUAAAGAUAAAAUAUGGGAGCAUCUGGGUAUCACGUCGAAUCAUAUUGUUCAAAAGGUGUUGACAUUUAUAAAAACAAAGUUAAAAUGA
This is a messenger RNA of Plasmodium malariae, 2022 nucleotides long. RefSeq names its product transketolase, putative (gene TK). Gene Ontology annotation, biological process: pentose-phosphate shunt. Lineage: Eukaryota; Apicomplexa; Aconoidasida; Haemosporida; Plasmodiidae. The transcript has a single exon. The record is from RefSeq and is a predicted model, not a curated record. Gene Ontology annotation, molecular function: transketolase activity. The coding region runs from base 1 to 2022 and encodes 673 amino acids. Gene Ontology annotation, cellular component: cytosol.